Molecule: messenger RNA, 3600 nt
Organism: Onychostoma macrolepis
Lineage: Eukaryota; Metazoa; Chordata; Actinopteri; Cypriniformes; Cyprinidae
Gene: slc39a1
Product: solute carrier family 39 member 1
Exons: 4
Coding region: 988-1902 (304 amino acids)
Biological process (GO): zinc ion transmembrane transport
Cellular component (GO): plasma membrane
Molecular function (GO): zinc ion transmembrane transporter activity
Source: RefSeq, a predicted model, not a curated record
AAUUUAGGAUGGAUAGUAUGCACAUUGGGACGCGGGCUCAGUUUAAAUUAACGAUUCAGUGACUCACUCAUAAAGAUUCAUUCUUAAACGAAUCAAUCAACGUUUCUGAACGAAUCGGUUGAAUGACUCACUCGUAAAGACAAUCACUUGUCGCCACCUACUGGUGUGUCGAUGUAAAACGCUGUAAACGCUGUAAAAAAAAUAAUAACAUCGGCGUCAGGAUGGGAAAGGCCUGGUCAGCCCUAUUGGUCAGGAGUAAAAGAUAAAGAAUAAAAUAUUAAAAGUAUGCUACUAUUGAAACACUGUAACUCAACCAGGCUUCACAGAAACUCAUCUAGUAAAAUAAAUAAAUAAAACAGAAACCAAGCACUGACAAUUCUACAUUUUACAACAGUGCUGAUAUGACUAGGUCCAGUCACAAGACAGUCACGAGCAGUUAGUCAUACCGGGAACCGCAGCUCUAUGCCAUGCAGUCUAAGCACUGAACUGGAUGAAGCAGAACUAACUAAACACCUUUUAUUGAAGUAGCAUUUGAUUCCCUCAGGGGGCGCUCAGUGGCUCAAAAAUGCAAAAUACACUCUUUAAAUACGUUCAGAUAUUUUAUUCUAGACAUUAGUCUAUUAAUAAUCACACUUUGUUUCAAAAACAGUUCAUAUAUUUACGGAAAUCGUGAUAUUUCAGUAGCGUUAGAUGCUAUGUUUGGGCAUCGAACAAGUCAAGCCGGAAGUAACGUAAGACGUCAUUACGCAAGGGGCGGAGCUAACGGCUGACCAACAUGCAGUCGCGAGCCAGUCAGAUGUUAAACCCGAUCAGAAUGAAUCUCUAAACUAUCAUAAACUACAAAUCAUGGGGUUCAUCUCUCAAAGACAGCGCUCUAUAUCGAAACGUUUACAUAUAUUUUACUAACCAGUGUUUGACUGGCGGCGUCUGUCCUCUCUCGCUUGUUUGUUUACAUCUAACGUUAGUUUCAUUUUUUAAAUUAAGUUUAUGGCCGCGAUGGAUUACCUGCUGCAGGUGAAAGUUGGCGCUCUGGUUGGGCUGCUGUUUCUAACUCUGAUUUUUGGUUUUAUCCCAGCGCGGAUGAAAUGGUUUCAAGUCUCUAGUGGAACAGCGAUCCACAGGGCCGUGCUGAGUUUUGUGAGCUGCUUCGCAGGUGGCGUCUUCCUGUCGGCCUGUUUGUUAGAUAUCAUCCCAGAUUACCUUUCCGACAUACAUGAAGAGCUACAAAAACAAGGCCUUGAUGAGGGCUUCCCGCUUGCAGAGUUCAUCAUGGCGUGUGGCUUCUUCACAGUCUUGAUCUUGGAAAAGAUAGUUAUGAGUUGCACAGAGGGCUACAGAAAUGAGGAGACGGCUCCUCUUUUAGCUCCCGCAGGUAAUGGACAUGCCCAUGGACAUCACUCGCUGAAUGAUCUGGAGGGGAGCGGUCACCACGUCCACGUGGAUUUACACGCGCACUCGUCCUUCCGCUCCUUCAUGCUCUUCCUGUCUCUCUCUCUCCACUCGGUGUUUGAGGGUUUGGCCAUUGGCUUGCAGACCACAGACACCAAGGUGUUGGAGAUCUGCAUCGCUAUCCUGGUCCACAAGAGCAUCAUCGUCUUCAGUCUGUCGGUGAAGCUGGUUCAGAGCGCGGUUAGGCCCCUGUGGGUGGUGCUCUACGUGGCCGUCUUCGCUGUGAUGUCUCCUCUCGGCAUCGGCAUCGGCAUCAUUGUGAUCGAGGCUCAUCUGGAGGCUGGCGCUUUCAUCCAGGCGGUGCUGGAGGGGCUGGCGGCCGGGACGUUUGUCUACAUCACCUUCCUAGAGAUCCUUCCCCAUGAACUCAACUCCCCUGAGCGGCCUCUGCUCAAAGUGUUCUUCCUCCUGUGUGGUUUCUCUGUAAUGGCUGGUCUGAGUUUCCUGGGCUGAAAAAUACUUUUCAUUUUUUCGUGCCCCGUGGCCAGAAGACUGGAGCCUGGAGGAAAUCGCACUGAGUGAGCCUUCACAAACUGCAUGUGAUUUCAAGAAAACGAAAGGCUCAGUUUGCUUGUUUUUUUUUUUAGAGGAACUGAUAUUUACAAGCACAAAGAUGCUGGUGUCUUUAAAAACUUUGGCCAGAUCAUUUAUCAGUUUUAAAUAAGGAAAAAAAAAAAAUAAUAAUCAGCAGGGAGAAACAGAGUAUCUGACUCUGUUGGAGACUUUCAGUUUUUUUGUUUUUUGUUUUUUUUACUUGAACUUGUUUUAGCUUUUUUAAAUUAGUCAUAUUUUAUCAGAGAAAUUGUUUCCAUGACACUUUUGUGUUUCCUCUUUGUCAUGCAUAACACUAUCCAUAAACCACCAGCUGUCUGACUGAUUUUAAAUUUUUAAAUCAGUUUUAUUAAUUAUUCAUCUUUAUACAUUAUGAACACUGACUGCAAUAUUUCUGUAUGUUACAUACAGUUAUUCAGUAUUGGUUUGCUCCUUUUAUGUGCUACAUUUCCUGUACAUUUACAUACAUUUAAUGGGCUGCCAAAUGUUUUGAUUGCACAAUUUGGAUUUACAGAUUUCACAGUAAAAUAAGACAAAAUGUGUAUAUCUAGUAUUGUGUUUUUCAAAGACCACAUGUGUAUAUGUUCCAUAAUCAUAUGAUGUAAACGUAUGAUUAUGCAACAUAUUAAAGCAAUAUAAAUAUAUUUUAAUUUCAAACUAAUGGAAACAGCAUGCAAUUUUAGUUGAUAAGCGUUUCUGUGCCUUAAUUUGAAAGAAAACUAGCAAAUAGCAUGCUACCGAUUCAGGUGCUGAAAAGCCUUUUACUAAACACUAGCACUAAAUCCUCUCAAAGUUAAUGUUUAAAUAUAUUAAGAGACAUUACUGGACUUCAUUUAGUUUGCUUUCUGUUUCAAUGCUCUGUCUGGGGUAGUAAAAAGCAACAUAUGAUUUUGAUAUGAAACAUUGUUCAAACUUCAUCUUGCAGUACCACAUUUAGCCUCUAGAUGUCAGGCUUCUGCACAGAAUGUUGUAAAGGAUUGACUGGUUCUGCAGUAUGUGAAUUUUCAGUAUAGAGUUCCUAGCUGAGUUGUUACUGCACACAAUCAGAGCACAGUGCAUUAGAAAAUGUAUCCCACAAUGCAGUGUGCUCAAACUUCCUUUUCCAGUGCAAUAUUACCAUCUCUCUAGGCUUAUUUAAUCAAGCUACCCUGACAUUUGUACACAAAACUGGAAUAGAAAUGCAACAUUUUUAUAUUCCAGAUGAUAACUGGACACCACUCACUGAAUUAUGUUAAUUGAGGCCAUCUCACUUCUGUUUACAGCAUAUAUGUUAUUAUUUGAAAUGUACAUGGUUGCAUAAUGCUUACUGGCUCACUAAAAUGAGAACUGACAGUAUUGUUCUGCAUUUUUGUUGAUUUUGUCAUGUUUUAUUUUGAUAUUUGGUCUAUUAUUAUUAUUAUUAUCUGGGUUUCAUACUCUUCUCGUGAGGGCUGCUGCUUUUCUUUCUGUAACUGAAAUGAGAUGAAAUUUCCAAAUACAUUAGACAAGGGUUAUUAUUGUUAACAAAAACUAACACCAUUAAAAAACAUUUUUGUCAACUGAUAUAAAAAUGUUAACUGAAAUAAAAGAAAAUAUGAACUUGUAAUAAAACUUGUUUUA